AUGAAGCGUUAUGGCUGGUGGGCAUUGGGCGUGUAUACAGGCCUGUCGUUCAUCGACUGCAUGGCAACAUUUGCUGCCAUCCACUUCUAUGCAAGCGAACAAGUGGAUGAUCUUGAAGCCCUGCUGUCCAAGUGGCUUGGCCCUAUCAUGAAGAAACUGAAGAAGGAGGACCCCCAAGAGAAGCAAGAAAGCGCAAUCUUGAACUAUGUAAAGAAGCUGUUCGUUGAAGAGAAGCCGGAGAAAUCUCAUGAUGUGGAACAGCUGUUCGCACGUAUUUCAACCGAAUUUGUGCUAGCAUAUGCCAUUCACAAGACCAUCCUUCUCCCCUUCCGAGCAGGCUUGACAGCAAUGAUCACACCGAGUAUAGUCCGUGCCUUGGCCAGGCGUGGAUGGAUUCGUCCGAUCAAAGAGGCCACCGCAAAGAUGACCUGA
This is a messenger RNA of Malassezia pachydermatis, 432 nucleotides long. RefSeq lists its product as hypothetical. Gene Ontology annotation, cellular component: mitochondrion. The record is from RefSeq and is a predicted model, not a curated record. The transcript has a single exon. The coding region runs from base 1 to 432 and encodes 143 amino acids. NCBI's taxonomy places the organism in Eukaryota, Fungi, Basidiomycota, Malasseziomycetes, Malasseziales, Malasseziaceae.